GAAGCGGAGAAAGAAAGUUGGGUCCAUUUGAGAUCAGCCCGAAACCCGCUAAAACCCUACCGUUUCGUUUUCUUGUUCGAAGCUAUAAACCCUAAACCCCUUCUCUCUCUUUCUCUCUCUCUCUCUCUAUCGAGUGGAAGGCUACAAGCUUUUGGAAAAAAUGAAUUUCAACAAUGUCAAAGUUCCUAAGGUGCCAGGCGGUGGUGCAGUCUCCACUUUGCUUAAGCUUGGUGUUAUUGGUGGGAUUGGUGUGUAUGCAGCUGCUAACAGUCUCUACAAUGUUGAGGGAGGGCAUCGGGCCAUUGUGUUCAACCGUAUUGUUGGUGUCAAAGACAAGGUCUACCCUGAGGGGACACACCUUAUGAUUCCAUGGUUUGAACGCCCUGUCAUUUAUGAUGUUCGAGCACGACCCCAUCUAGUUGAGAGUACUUCUGGGAGUCGUGAUCUCCAAAUGGUUAAGAUUGGACUUCGAGUUCUUACUCGUCCUGUGGCAGGCCAAUUACCUACAAUUUAUCGCGCCCUUGGUGAAAACUAUAAUGAAAGAGUUCUGCCUUCUAUCGUUCAUGAAACAUUGAAAGCUGUGGUUGCACAGUAUAAUGCCAGCCAGCUCAUUACUCAGAGAGAGGCUGUUAGUAGAGAAAUACGGAAGAUUUUGACAGAAAGGGCAGCCAAUUUUAACAUUGCACUUGAUGAUGUGUCCAUUACAAGCCUGACUUUUGGGAAAGAAUUUACUGCUGCAAUUGAAGCUAAACAGGUGGCUGCACAAGAAGCUGAAAGGGCUAAAUUUAUUGUGGAAAAAGCUGAACAAGACAAGAAAAGUGCUAUUAUCAGAGCAGAGGGGGAGGCUACGAGUGCCCAGCUCAUAGGCCAGGCUAUUGCCAACAAUCCUGCAUUUAUCACACUUAGGAAGAUUGAAGCUGCAAGAGAAAUUGCGCAGACAAUCUCAAAUUCAGCCAACAAGGUUUUCCUUAAUUCAGAUGAUUUGCUACUGAACCUUCAAAAGAUGGAGCUGGCGGUUCAUGGGAAGAAGUAGGCAUCUCUUGGUUUUGGAGUCCAGCUCAUGGUAAUUACAGUCGAGUAUUUUUGGAUCAAUUUCAGUUUAUGUACAUCUCCUCGUCGAGCGAUCUUAAAGGCGGAUUCUUUCACAUUGGCUUGGUGUAUUCUGGAUUUUUAAUAAUUUUGAAAUACUUCUCAAUGCAGUUGAAUUCUAAUUGAUACUUUGUUGGGUAUGAAAACCGUAAUCAAAUCAAACCAAGUUAAACCUCCAA
Hevea brasiliensis (rubber tree) is the source of this 1268-nucleotide messenger RNA. Its product is annotated as prohibitin-1, mitochondrial. Gene Ontology annotation, cellular component: membrane; mitochondrion. Gene Ontology annotation, biological process: mitochondrion organization. NCBI's taxonomy places the organism in Eukaryota, Viridiplantae, Streptophyta, Magnoliopsida, Malpighiales, Euphorbiaceae. The record is from RefSeq and is a predicted model, not a curated record. Bases 161 to 1033 code for a protein of 290 amino acids. The transcript is spliced from 6 exons.